Molecule: messenger RNA, 2693 nt
Organism: Cyclopterus lumpus (lumpfish)
Lineage: Eukaryota; Metazoa; Chordata; Actinopteri; Perciformes; Cyclopteridae
Gene: ccnk
Product: cyclin K
Exons: 11
Coding region: 214-1860 (548 amino acids)
Biological process (GO): positive regulation of DNA-templated transcription, elongation; regulation of transcription by RNA polymerase II
Cellular component (GO): nucleus; cyclin/CDK positive transcription elongation factor complex
Molecular function (GO): cyclin-dependent protein serine/threonine kinase activator activity
Source: RefSeq, a predicted model, not a curated record
GAGGAAAGCUAAAUCCGAAAAUUAACCACAGCAAACAUCGCAAUCAGACGUCCUGCGUGAUGACGUCUGCAAACAGUCUCUGACAUCCUCCAUAAUGGCGGAACCCUUGUUUCAAUGGGGGCUGUCGUGGAUCACUUGUUAGCCAACUUCGUGUGAAUAGCUGCGGAUUCAUCUCACAGCCUCUUGGUUCGGGUGGUUUACUCUGGCGACUUCAUGUUAAAGUCAAGUGCAGCGGGUCCAUCCACCGUUGCUUCUCUUCAGCCAAUGAAGGAAUUCAAGGAGAACUUCUCGGGCCAAGUGAUUCUGGACCACAUCAAGCCAUGCUGGUACUGGGACAAGAAGGAUUUAGCCCACACCCCAUCUCAGUCUGAAGGCCUGGACCCUGGCACAGAGGCCCGGUAUCGGAGAGAAGGAGCCCGCUUCAUUUUUGAUGUGGGGACCAGACUUGGCCUACACUAUGACACACUGGCAACUGGCAUCAUAUAUUUCCACCGCUUCUACAUGUUUCACUCCUUCAAGCAGUUUCCCAGAUAUGUGACCGGUGCUUGCUGUCUGUUCCUGGCAGGUAAAGUGGAGGAAACCCCAAAGAAGUGUAAAGACAUCAUCAAAACAGCCCGCAGUUUACUGAAUGAUGUGCAGUUUGCCCAGUUUGGAGAUGAUCCGAAGGAAGAGGUGAUGGUGUUGGAGAGAAUCUUGCUUCAGACCAUCAAAUUUGACCUGCAGGUGGAGCACCCUUACAUGUUCCUGCUGCGCUAUGUCAAGCAACUCAAAGGUGAGAAGAAUAAAGUGUGCAAGGUGCUACAAAUGGCAUGGACCUUUGUCAAUGACAGCCUGUGCACCAUGCUGUCUCUGCAGUGGGAACCAGAGAUUAUUGCUGUAGCCGUCAUGUACCUGGCCGGCCGCCUCUGUAAAUUUGACAUUCAGGAGUGGACUGCCAAGCAGUCAUCACGCCGCUGGUGGGAGCAGUUUGUACAGGACGUCCCAGUUGAGUUGCUUGAAGACAUCUGCCACCAAAUCCUGGAUCUGUACUCUCAGGGAAACAAGCCCAUCCCUCAGCAGAUACAGGAGAAGGAAAGGGCCGCUGCUCCUCAGGUCCCCAUUCCUCCAAUCCCACAGGGACUACCCCCAGCACCCAACCCUCCCCCACCACCGCCAAAGAAGACUUCCCCUCAGGGAGGCAGCCCUGCACUCCAGCUCAAACGCUCACAUACAUCCCCCAAAGAUGAACCAAAGGCUCCGGAACAAGUUGGAUCAAAGAUUCCCAGACUGGAGAGCCCCAUGCCCCCUCUGCCUACAUCACAGCCUCCCCCAGAGCGCAAAGCCCCAGCUCCAGCCCCUCCCAUGGAAGCGGAACCAUUUAAUGAAACUGCUCCUCCUCCACCGCAUGCUCCACCGCCACAUAAGCCCCCUCCCCUACCCCAUCGCCCUCCUCCACCUCCACCCUCCAACUACAUUAUGUCCACCACCAGCUCGUACAUGUCCGGGGAAGGCUACCAGAGCCUGCAGUCGCUAAUGAAGACAGAAGGUCCCUCCUACGCCCCGAUGCCACCCAGCUACGCACCCCCAUUACCGCCAUAUCACCCCCACGUCUAUCCACCCCCUGCGGCACCCCCUCCAGGCCCGCCGCCUCCUCCUUCCAACUACCCGCCACCCAACUUGGCGCCAACGUAUCCGCCACCAGGCUACAACAGCUACCCUCCACCGCCGCCUCCACGCAUGCUGUCGGGCCAUGUACCCCCUCCAGUUAUAGGCCUCCCGCCCACUGGGUAUCCCCCACCCCCCGGUCCCCCAGGACAGUCACAGGUGCCCCUGCCCCCUCCGCCUGGCAUGCCUAUGAAUCAUGGAGGGUGGAUGAGAUGAGAGUAAACAGUCCAUGAACUGAAUGCGUGCAGUUCAUGGAAAACAACCAGGAACUUGUUGGGCUUGUAUUCAUGGAGGGAGAGAUUGUUCUCUUCCAGCAUGACUUUUGUUGAGGAGGUUCUUAAUGAAGGCGUACCAAGAAGUAGACUUGAAAAGGAACAGUGAUGUCUGGACAGGACUGUUACGAGAACCUGCAAUGGCACUGAAAGACUGCUUGGUGUUCCAGGAUCUUGUAACAAACACUGUCCACUUAUUAUUUUUCUGCAAAUGUUGGCAUACUAAAUUUAGUUGUGGGCUGAUGAAAUGUACUUUGAUCUAUUCAGAAGGUCUAGUAAAAACAAAGGUCGACUCAUAUUUCUUUCUGUAUACCCUAAUUGUGUCUUGACCUGCAUUUUUAGUUAUGUCACUGUCUUUUUUUUUCAUUUCCAAUGUUUUGCUAAGAAAACCGGCGUAAUAUAAUCUUGAGAUUGUUGUACAUGCAGUAGUGAAAUAUAAAGAUUAUGACACUGACAAAUGUAGAUGAAUAUACAGUGAUUUAUGCUGUAUAUCCUUUGUCAUAAUGCUUUCUAUUUUGUGGACGCACUACCAUAGCAUUCAUUCUAUCACUCAUUUCCUGUCCCAUUAUUUUUAAUGAUUUGGCACUGCAGACAUGAUCUAGAUACAAUAGACAGUCUAAGGUGUAUCUGUACAUAUCUUUUCAUUUAACCAUUUCUUCUUGAAUGUUUUCUAUCCAUAUGUGCCUUAGUCAGGCUUCUCUUUUCUGUAUCCUGCACGCAGCUUUGCUUUUGUGUCCGAGUGGCACUUAAAAUAAAGACCUGCUUUCCUACUUUGAA